AUGCUCAAAUCAAUUCUCAUGCUAGCACUCUGUGCAAUCAUUCCUUUCGCUCAGGCCUACGAGAUUAACGUCUGGAACAAUGCCGGCAAGAAAAUCUCGUUGUUCGAGGACCCAGGCUACAGAACCUGCAUUUGCCUCAAGAACACUCAAUCCGCCAAGAUUUACAACAAGGAUGGAGGAGACCUCAAGUUGUUCUCGACCAGUGAUUGCACCGGAAACUAUUCUCAGCUUGGAAAUGACAAGACUCAAAUCAACGCGCAGUGGGUCAACAGUCUUUCUCUUGGCAAGUCUGGCAUCCCAUCUUCGGGUCCUCUUACCUGCCCCAACUACUUCAACGUUUAA
Linnemannia hyalina is the source of this 342-nucleotide messenger RNA. Lineage: Eukaryota; Fungi; Mortierellomycota; Mortierellomycetes; Mortierellales; Mortierellaceae. The record is from the annotation of a GenBank genome assembly.